This is a messenger RNA of Helianthus annuus (common sunflower), 519 nucleotides long. RefSeq lists its product as uncharacterized. The coding region runs from base 1 to 519 and encodes 172 amino acids. NCBI's taxonomy places the organism in Eukaryota, Viridiplantae, Streptophyta, Magnoliopsida, Asterales, Asteraceae. The transcript has a single exon. The record is from RefSeq and is a predicted model, not a curated record.
AUGGUAGUGGUAAAUGUGUACGCGCCUAACAUAUACACCAAUAGAAGAAGGCUAUGGGAUAAAUUUCUUUCACUUUGUAAUUCGAUAGAAGGAAUCUGGCUUAUAAUUGGCGACUUUAAUGAGGUACGUGUACCGGAAGAUAGGUGGAAUUCGGUUUUCGAUAACAAUAAUGCUUUGCAUUUUAACAAUUUUAUUGGUGCGGCGGGGCUCUUGGAAUACCCAAUGUUAGGUAGGAAAUAUACGUUCCUAUCGGGUGACGGUAAGAAGUUAAGUAAAAUAGAUAGGGCUUUAGUUUGUAGCGACUUUAUGACUAAGUGGCCAAACACAUCGCUUCGGGCUCUCGAAAGAAAUAUAUCGGAUCAUAGUCCCUUAAUUUUAUCAUCCGGUGCGUCAAAUUACGGUCCUACCCCUUUCAGAUUCUUCAAUAGCUGGAUUGAAAUUCCUGGUAUGGUGGAGGCAGUCAAUAGGGGUCUGAAUAAACAGGGUAACGAGAAUUUCAAGGAUCUCUUGUUGGGUUAG